ACUCAACAGUCUCCAAAGGACUAUAUCAUUGACCCUCGGGAGAACAUUGUAAUCCAAUGUGAGGCCAAAGGGAAACCUCCUCCAAGCUUUUCCUGGACCCGUAACGGGACUCAUUUUGAUGUAGAUAAAGACCCUCUGGUCUCCAUGAAGGCUGGUUCAGGAACACUCAUAAUCAACAUCAUGAGCGAGGGCAAAGCAGAGAGCUAUGAAGGAGUGUAUCAGUGCACAGCGAGGAAUGAACGCGGAGCCGCCAUUUCCAACAACAUCGUCGUCCGCCCUUCCAGAUCACCACUGUGGACUAAAGAAAAACUUGAACCAAUAACACUACGAAAUGGUCAAUCUUUAGUACUUCCCUGCAGGCCCCCAAUUGGAUUACCACCAGCCAUAAUUUUUUGGAUGGAUAAUUCUUUUCAAAGACUUCCACAAAGCGAGAGGGUUUCCCAGGGCCUGAAUGGAGACCUUUACUUCUCCAACGUCCUCCCAGAGGACACCCGGGAAGACUAUAUCUGUUACGCUAGGUUUAAUCACACCCAGACCAUCCAGCAGAAGCAGCCUAUCUCCGUGAAAGUGCUUUCAGUGGAUGAAUUGAAUGACACUAUAGCUGCUAAUUUGAGUGACACUGAGUUUUAUGGUGCUAAGUCAAGUAGAGAGAGGCCCCCAACAUUUUUAACUCCGGAAGGCAGUAAAAGUACCAAAGAGGAAUUAAGAGGAAAUGUGCUGUCGCUCGAGUGCAUUGCUGAAGGCCUGCCUACCCCAAUUAUUUACUGGACAAAAGAAGAUGGAAUACUACCCCCCAAUCGGACAUUUUAUAGAAACUUCAAGAAAACCUUGCAGAUCACUCAGGUUUCAGAAGCAGACUCUGGAAAUUACCAGUGUAUAGCAAAAAAUACACUGGGAACCAUCCAUCACACUAUUUCUGUGACAGUUAAAGCGGCUCCAUAUUGGAUCAUGGCCCCUCAAAACCUGGUGCUGUCCCCGGGAGAGAAUGGGACGCUGAUCUGCAGUGCUAACGGUGACCCCAAGCCCAGAAUUAACUGGUUAAUGAAUGGCGUCCCAAUAGAAAUUACUCCUGAUGAUCCCAGCAGAAAAAUAGAUGGUGAUAUCAUUAUUUUUUCAAAUGUUCAAGAAAGAUCCAGCGCAGUGUAUCAGUGUAAUGCCUCAAAUGAAUAUGGAUAUUUACUGGCUAAUGCAUUUGUGAAUGUGCUAGCUGAGCCACCUCGAAUCCUCACCCCUGAGAACACACUCUACCAGGUCAUAGCAAACAGGCCUGCUAUGUUAGACUGUGCCUUCUUUGGGUCUCCUCUUCCUACGAUUGAGUGGUUUAAAGGAGCCAAAGGAAGUGCUCUUCAUGAAGACAUUUAUGUUCUACAUGAAAAUGGAACUUUGGAAAUUCCUGUGGCCCAGAAGGACAGCACAGGAACCUACACAUGUGUUGCAAGGAAUAAACUGGGAAUGGCAAAGAAUGAGGUCCACUUAGAAGUCAAAGAUCCCACAAGAAUCAUUAAGCAGCCUGAAUAUGCAGUUGUGCAAAGAGGGAGCACCGUGUCCUUUGAGUGCAAAGUGAAACACGAUCACACCUUAGUCCCCACGGUCACAUGGCUCAAGGACAACAAUGAGCUGCCCAAUGACGAAAGGUUCAGCGUGGACGGAGACCAGCUGGUGGUGACUGACGUGGGUGACCAUGAUAGCGGGACCUACACUUGCGUGGCCAAUACCACGCUGGACAUGGUUUCUGCCAGUGCUGUGCUCAGCGUCGUGGCUCCUACUCCAACUCCAGCUCCCAUAUACGAUGUCCCAAAUCCUCCCUUUGACUUAGAAUUGACAGAUCAACAGGACAAGAGUGUACAGCUGUCAUGGACUCCGGGUGAUGACAAUAACAGCCCUAUUACAAAAUUUAUCAUUGAGUAUGAAGACGCAAUGCAUGAGGCUGGGCUGUGGCAUCACCAGGCAGAAGUGUCGGGCACGCAGACCACAGCUGAGCUGAAGCUGUCGCCCUUCGUGAACUACUCCUUCCGCGUGCUGGCGGUGAACAGCAUCGGAAGGAGCUUGCCCAGCGAGGCCUCAGAGCAGUAUCUGACAAAAGCUGCAGAGCCGGAUAAUAACCCCACGGCUGUGGAGGGACUCGGAUCUGAGCCGGACAACUUGGUGAUUACUUGGAAGCCCUUGAAUGGUUUUGAAUCGAAUGGGCCAGGCCUACAGUACAAGGUCAGCUGGCGCCAGAAGGAUGGAGAUGAUGAGUGGACCUCCGUGGUGGUGGCCAACGUGUCCAAGUACAUUGUCUCCGGCACGCCAACCUUCGUCCCGUACCUGAUAAAGGUGCAGGCCCUGAACGAUGUGGGGUUUGCUCCGGAGCCGGCUGUUGUCCUGGGACACUCUGGAGAAGACCUCCCCAUGGUGGCUCCUGGAAACGUGCACGUGAAUGUGGUGAACAGCACCUUAGCCGAAGUGCACUGGGACCCCGUACCUCUGAAAAGUAUUCGAGGACACCUCCAAGGCUAUCGGAUUUACUACUGGAAGGCGUCACAAAGGAACAGACGUCACCUGGAGAAGAAGAUCCUCACCUUCCAGGGCAGCAAGACCCAUGGCAUGUUGCCAGGGCUCGAGCCCUUCAGCCACUACACGCUCAACGUGCGGGUGGUCAACGGGAAGGGGGAGGGCCCGGCCAGCCCCGACAGAGUCUUCCACACUCCAGAAGGAGUCCCCAGUGCUCCCUCAUCUUUGAAGAUUGUUAAUCCUACACUGGAUUCUCUCACUUUGGAAUGGGACCCACCAAGCCACCCCAAUGGCAUUUUGACUGAGUAUACCCUAAAAUACCAGCCAAUUAACAGCACACAUGAAUUAGGCCCUCUGGUAGACUUAAAAAUUCCCGCCAACAAGACACGCUGGACUUUGAAAAAUUUAAACUUCAGCACUCGGUAUAAGUUUUAUUUAUCUGCACACACAGCGGCAGGAUUGGGGAGUCAGAUUACAGAGGAAGCGAUGACCACUGUGGACGAAGGUAAGAUGGCUGGUAUUCUUCCACCUGAUGUAGGUGCAGGCAAAGUUCAAGCACUAGGUCCCAGGAUCAGCAAUUUUACUGCUGCGGCGGCUGAGACCCAUGCCAGUAUCAGUUGGGACUAUGAGGGACCAGAGCCUGUGACGUUUUAUGUUGAAUUUGGUGUAGCAGGCAGCAAAGAAGAAUGGAGAAAAGAAAUUGUAAAUGGUUCUCGGUCUCGCAACUUCUAUGGGUUAAAGGGGCUAAUGCCGGGAACAGCAUACAAGGUUCGAGUUGGUGCUGCUGGGGCCUCUGGCUCUGUGAGUGCAGAGGGUGUGUUUGAGACAGGCCCAGCGAUGGCAAGCCGGCAGGUGGAUAUCGCCACUCAGGGCUGGUUCAUUGGCCUCAUGUGCGCCGUUGCUCUCCUCAUCCUCAUCUUGCUGAUCGUUUGCUUCAUCAGAAGAAACAAAGGUGGUAAAUAUCCAGUGAAAGAAAAGGAAGACGCCCACGCUGACCCAGAAAUCCAGCCAAUGAAGGAAGAUGAUGGGACGUUUGGAGAGUACAGCGAUGCUGAGGACCACAAGCCUUUGAAAAAAGGAAGUCGCACGCCUUCAGACAGGACUGUGAAAAAAGAAGACAGCGACGACAGCCUAGUGGACUAUGGAGAGGGAGUGAAUGGCCAGUUCAAUGAGGAUGGCUCUUUCAUUGGACAGUACAGUGGUAAGAAAGAGAAAGAACCAGCGGAAGGGAAUGAGAGUUCCGAGGCCCCUUCCCCUGUCAAUGCCAUGAAUUCUUUUGUUUAGCCCUUCCAGCUCUUUGCCGUGAUUCCAUUUCUCAAGAAUUUCUCGUAAGCACUUGUUUGUCAGGUCUCUCAUGCUAUGAACAUACAAGUGGAAGGUCUGUUUUCUGCUGUAUGUUAAUAUUAUGAGAACAGUUAGAGCAAGAAGGCGACUCAGGCCGAUUCACAUGAGCUGGAAUGCACAGUGCACAUUUUCUGCUCAAGAUGGAUAGUCUUCAUUUCUCGGAACUCAUAGAAAUAACACAACAUCAGCAACAGAUGAUGUCAUUUCCUCUUCGGAAUACACUUCAACCUGAUGCAUGAAAAAUGCUACCUGUGUACGCUAUUCAAACAUGGUUUGGUACUUUGUUUAUACUAUCCUCAGCAGAGCCCCCAAAUAUGAAUUCCGUUUUCAUUGUGCAGAGUGUUCCUGUAGUGUUCUCUAGAGCUUCAGUGUCUUGGUGGGCAUUGCUGUGAAAUGGGUGACUGUGACUAGCUGUGCUUAGUCUUUUGGGGGAGAUUGGUAGGAAGAGUGUGUACAGUAUCUACUUGCUAAAUGAGUUGGUUCUGAUGUUGCAUUUGCUGAUGCUUGUGAGACUGUGUCCCCUGCUCUUGGCUCCUGUUACUUCUAGGCUUCCUCGUGCGCCAGGUGUCACAGCAGCACAAUGUUCUGCUUUCUACCCUCUCUCUGCCUACGGUUGUUUUUAGACUUAAGCGAUGUGUUUCACAAUGCAUUUCAGCAGCGAAGCCACACAGAAAGCAUCAAACACAAAUCACUCGAAUGUUCAGAAAUGAGUCCAGAAAACCCAGGUCAAGACACAUGUAGUGCCUUCAGACAGGAAGCAUUCCACGCCAUAUGAGCCAGUAUGGCCAACUAGGGCCUGGAUUACUGCCCAAGUUGCUUUUUAGAAGCAAAGACAGUGAAAACUGCAAUGAUGGGUCGGGGCUGGGGACGAGGGAGGGAAGGAAAUGUGAAAAUCAGAAGCAUAGGGCAAUUUAUCUCAGAGAGCAUUUCCCCCGUAAAGUCUAGAAAGAAAAACUUUACUACCAAUUGGAAUCCAGGAGGAUUUUGUAGUCUUCCCUAAUUUCUAUAAAACAAAUCUUAUUCCGUUAAACAGAUGUCAGCAUAGUAGCCAGUUCAUAGAAAAAGAAACAGGUUAUUCCGAAACUCAAAACACGCAGCAGCGUUCCAACACUAAUACACCAUUUGCUAAGACUGCACCUACAUGAUCUUCUGAAAUGCUGUGCACCAUGGAGUAAUACAUGCUUGUGUGCAAAUGGUGGCACACACAUUCGAGAAUCUAGGAAACUCCAACAAGUGCUGCAUCUGCAGCUUAAAAAGUAAACAUAUCUUCACAGCUAUAGUCUAUCCCACUCGUAAACACUCUAUCUUCAGUGGUUUACCUCCAGAUAUAAACAUCUAUAACAACCUAUGGUUGAAGGAAUGCUCUGUUUCAUUUGCCAAUCAAUUGGUUCCUCAUAACUUGCAUCAAGUUUAAUUUUAAGUAAAGCUUUUUAUAUGUAGAUAUUGUGUUGAAUUUGUAAAUACACUUAAAGUGUAGAUGCAAUAAGCCUAUAGGUGUGACAUGCAAAUAAACAUGCAAAAAUGUUUAUGUUGUACUGUAUGAGAACUAAGCUCCUUCCUGCAGGGCUCGGGAUUGGAAAGCUUCUGCCUAAAUAUCUGAUAGGUUCCCUUCUCACCACCACCUUUUUGCUGUGAAUCUGCAGUAGUGGGUUUUGCUGCAUACUGACAAGAGGCCUCUAGCUAACCUUGCAAGCUUUCCCUGUGGGGUACAGUGGGCUUGGUGCCUGGUACCCUUGAUACACACAGGUAAAGCCUAGUUGGAAGGCAUCCCAGAUCAAGGUGGCACUAAACCACCUUCAUGGUUGACCUUCAUAGACCAACCUGCCUGUUGGAAAAAAAAAAAAAAGACAAAUAGGUUGGCCUGGGCAUCAGAGAACACAACACAAAGGUCAAGUUAAUUUCAGUUAACUAGUAAUUUCAGUUAGCUAGUUAAUUUCAGUUAACUCACAUUUUGAGAAACACAUACACAGUUCUACUCUGCCCUCAUGGUAGAUGCUAAAUUUGUGGGUGAAAGAGUUGUUAUAGUGCACCAGAUUUUGUAUCAAAAAUGAAAUGUGGUUUUCAGAGUCUCUCUGUUGUAACUGCUCUUGUGUCCAGUGGAGUCUGAACGGCCACAUGAUGGUGUGUGUAUGUGAUAGUGCAGGCAAGUGCGAUUGGAUUUCCAUCCACGAAGUCACUAUUAAACCAGUCUUGCU
This is a messenger RNA of Ochotona curzoniae (black-lipped pika), 6032 nucleotides long. It is a transcript of the gene NRCAM, whose product is annotated as neuronal cell adhesion molecule. Bases 145 to 3777 code for a protein of 1210 amino acids. The transcript has 28 exons. NCBI's taxonomy places the organism in Eukaryota, Metazoa, Chordata, Mammalia, Lagomorpha, Ochotonidae. Gene Ontology annotation, biological process: brain development; cell-cell adhesion. Gene Ontology annotation, molecular function: cell-cell adhesion mediator activity. The record is from RefSeq and is a predicted model, not a curated record.